GCAGGAUUCGUUCUCAACAAGAUGGCGGCUGUUCCAGAGAACAGAGUCCUUUCCUACAGUGUGUUUAAAUGGAGCUCUUACUCCUCUACGUACCUACCAGAGAACAUUCUGGCGGAUAAACCUAAUGACCAGUCUUCCCGGUGGUCUUCUGAAAGCAACUACCCUCCACAAUACUUGAUUUUAAAAAUGGAAAAGCCUGCCAUUGUUCAGAGUAUUACUUUUGGAAAGUAUGAGAAAACUCACGUAUGCAACCUGAAAAAGUUUAAGGUUUUUGGAGGGAUGAGUGAGGAAAAUAUGACGGAACUAUUAUCCAGUGGCCUUAAAAAUGAUUACAACAAAGAAACAUUCACUUUGAAACAUAAAAUUGAUGAACAGAUGUUCCCAUGUCGAUUCAUUAAGAUAGUUCCACUGAUGUCCUGGGGGCCCAGUUUCAACUUCAGUAUCUGGUAUGUUGAACUGCAUGGGAUUGAUGAACCUGAUGUGGUGCAGCCAUGCCUUAACUGGUACAGCAAGUACCGUGAACAGGAAGCCAUUCGGCUGUGUCUGAAGCACUUCCGCCAGCACAACUACACUGAGGCAUUUGAGUCUCUGCAGAAGAAGACAAAGAUCUCCCUCGAACACCCAAUGCUGACUGACCUUCACAAUAAACUGGUCCUGAAGGGAGAUUUUGAUGCUUGUGAGGGACUAAUAGACAAGGCUGUGAAUGAAGGUUUAUUUAACCAGUACAUCAGCCAGCAAGAAUAUAAACCUAGAUGGAGUCAGAUUAUCCCUAAAAGUACCAAAGGUGAGGGAGAUGAUAGCAGGCCAGGAAUGAGGGGAGGACAUCAGAUGGUGAUAGAUGUCCAGACAGAAACUGUGUAUUUGUUUGGUGGUUGGGAUGGUACGCAAGAUUUGGCCGAUUUCUGGGCAUACAGCGUUCAAGAUAAUCAUUGGCUCUGUAUAUCCAGGGAUACUGAAAAAGAGAAUGGUCCCAGUGCCAGAUCCUGCCAUAAAAUGUGCAUCGACUCCCAAAGAAGACAGAUCUACACACUAGGGCGCUAUUUGGAUUCCUCUGUGAGGAACAGCAAAUCUCUGAAAAGCGACUUCUAUCGUUAUGAUAUUGAUACCAACACAUGGACAUUACUUAGUGAAGAUACAUCAGCUGAUGUUGGACCCAAGCUUGUUUUUGAUCACCAGAUGUGCAUGGACUCUGAAAAACACAUGAUUUACACAUUUGGCGGAAGAAUAUUAACUUGCAGUGGCAAUGUGGAUGACACUCGGACUAAUGAGCCACAGUUCAGUGGACUAUAUGCCUAUCACUGUCAAUCCAAUACAUGGAAACUUCUCCGGGAAGAUUCCUGCAACGCUGGUCCUGAAGAUGUCCAGUCAAGGAUAGGACACUGUAUGCUCUUCCACACUGUAAAAAAUCUUAACCGCUGCCUGUAUGUCUUUGGGGGGCAGAGAUCCAAAACAUACUUGAAUGACUUCUUUAGUUACGAUGUAGACAGUGACCAUGUAGAAAUCAUAUCAGAUGGCACAAAGAAGGACUCUGGCAUGGUCCCAAUGACAGGUUUUACUCAGAGAGCCACCAUUGACCCAGAAUUGAACGAGAUCCAUGUACUCUCUGGGCUUAGCAAGGACAAGGAUAAACGAGAGGAGAAUGUGAGGAACUCAUUUUGGAUAUAUGACAUAGCCAGAAAUAGGUGGUCAUGUGUUUACAAGAAUGAUCAGGCAGUGAAAGAAAAUGCAAAUAAAAGUCUACUGGAGGAGGAGCCCUGCCCACGGUUUGCCCACCAGCUGGUUUAUGAUGAACUGCACAAGGUUCACUAUUUGUUUGGUGGAAAUCCUGGCAAAUCUUGCUCCCCUAAAAUGAGACUGGAUGAUUUUUGGUCACUGAAGCUCUGCCGCCCAUCCAAGGAGUACCUCCUCAGACACUGCAAAUACCUCAUUAGGAAAUACAGGUUUGAAGAAAAAGCUCAGACAGACCCUCUAAGUGCUUUGAAGUAUUUACAAAAUGACUUAUCUGUAACUGUUGAUCACUCAGACCCUGAAGAGACGAAAGAGUUUCAACUCCUGGCUUCCGCACUUUUCAGAUCCAGCUCAGACUUCAUACCACUGGGUUUUUCAAACGUGGAUCAGACCUAUGCUCAGCGGACUCAGCUGUUUGACACUCUGGUGAAUUUCUUCCCCGACAGCAUGACUCCUCCAAAAGGCAACCUGGUCGACCUCAUCACGCUGUAGCAGAGCAAGGAAAAAGCACCAUUUUAGUAUUUUAUUUAAUAGCAACUAGAAAUAUUUUUAUAAAGGUUCUAGUUCCAAAGUGCUGGUUAAGUGAUUAUUUACCCGUUUUUUGGGGGGCUGAGUUUGUAAUUAUAAAAUCCAGCUUGAGUGGUUUUGGUCAGAAAGUGCUACCUUUGGCUUUUUAAUCAAGUUCCCAUAGUUGGUAUAAUUUAAUUUCAAAGGUUUGUAUCUCAGCAGUGACAGAUAUAGAUAAUGUUUGAUUAAAUCAGCAAAAUCA
Polyodon spathula (Mississippi paddlefish) is the source of this 2497-nucleotide messenger RNA. RefSeq names its product muskelin-like. Gene Ontology annotation, molecular function: protein binding. The coding region runs from base 22 to 2220 and encodes 732 amino acids. Gene Ontology annotation, cellular component: cytoplasm. The record is from RefSeq and is a predicted model, not a curated record. The transcript has 18 exons. NCBI's taxonomy places the organism in Eukaryota, Metazoa, Chordata, Actinopteri, Acipenseriformes, Polyodontidae.